AAUGAAAUUGGUGACACCUGAAAUUGCUUGGCAUAACAGAGAUCCAAUAUACGCCUGUGAUUUACAGCCUCCUCAAGAAGGCAGCGAACUUCAAAGAUUAGCAACUUGUGGUCCUGAUAGAGUUAUUAGAAUAUGGAAUAUAAGUUUUCAUGAUGACUAUAAAGUAAAAGUGGAAUUCUUAUCUAGUUUAUUGCGACAUUCUAAAGCUGUUAACGUGGUUCGAUUUAGCCCAAAUGGUCAUUAUUUAGCUUCUGGUGGAGAUGAUAACGCAAUUAUAAUUUGGAAGUUGAGUAGUACAUCGGCAACUAGUAAUAAUACUCUACAAGAAGAUGAUGGAGAAAUAACUGAAGUAUGGGUGUCUGGAAAAGUCUUGCGAGGACAUUUAGGUGAUAUUUAUGAUAUUAGUUGGUCUUCUGAUGGUAAACAAUUGAUUUCUGGUUCUAUCGAUAAUAGUGCUAUACUGUGGGAUGUGAAAAAAGCAUGUCGCUUGGCAAUAUUUCCGGAGCAUAAGAGUUUUGUGCAAGGUGUUUCUUUUGAUCCAAAAGGAGUAUAUAUAGCAACUCAUUGUGCCGAUAGAGUCUGUCGAAUUUAUAAUGUCCAAAGUAAAAGUUGCCAAUAUAGAAUCGUUAAAUGGACAUAUAAAGAGAAAUUAAGAAAAAUGUUCUAUGAUGAUACCAUGAAGUCAUUUUUUCGACGGCUCUCUUUUUCACCAGACGGAAACCUAUUAGUAGUUCCAUCUGGUUAUGUUGAAUGCGAUGAAAAUGACAAUGUAAACACAACAUUUGUAUUAGGAAGACACUCUUGGACUAAGCCCAUUAUGCAUUUACCAGUCAUUGGAAAAACAACACUUGCUGUAAGAUUCUGUCCUAAAUUAUUCAAGCUUAGGGAGCCAGAAGCUGGCAAUAAAAUAUUUGAUUUGCCCUAUAGAAUGAUAUUUGCAGUAGCUUCAGAGGAAAGCGUUGUUUUAUACGAUACACAGCAAACUCAUCCGUUUUCAUUAAUUAGCAAUAUUCACUAUCAGCAACUAACUGAUCUUACUUGGUCUGCUGAUGCGACACUUCUAAUUAUUGCUUCAUCAGACGGAUAUGUUUCUAUUGUCACAUUUGAAAAGGGAGAAUUAGGUGAAUUUUAUGAAAAGCCACCAAUAUUAUCUUAUGGAAGACAAGAUUCAAACUUAUCGAAUAAUAUAUCGGAAUCGGAAAAAAAUGCUGACGGCGAAGACGCCGAUCAGAGUAUUAAUUUAUCAAGGACUGAAAGCAGUGAAGAUAAUUUAAAAACACCUCAAACUAUCAAAGAUGAUGAAGAAGGAGGCAGUUCAAACACUCUGGAACUUAAACAGACACCUUCUAAAACGAAACCUACACAAAAUUUGAAUGAUACACCGAAAACAGCUAAAUCAAACGAGGUAACAAUCUCACCAGCAACUUCCGAAAAAGCAGGAAAUCUAAAACCAAGACGCGUUCAACUGACUACCUUAAGUAGUGUCACACAACCUAAAUCUCAAGCAGCACCAAGAAGAGUUCAAGUCACCACUUUAUCAACACUUUGGGGAAGUCAAAAAAAAGUUGAGAAAAAAGAUGAACCAAAAGAAGUUGAUGAGGGCAAGCCCAGUUCUCAACCGGUUGAUAGUGACUGUGAUUUACAAUUAGAAAAUACGAAUGAUGGUUUUGUUGAUAAGCAAAUGGACAUUGAUUGA
Dimorphilus gyrociliatus is the source of this 1696-nucleotide messenger RNA. NCBI's taxonomy places the organism in Eukaryota, Metazoa, Annelida, Polychaeta, Dinophilidae. The record is from the annotation of a GenBank genome assembly.